CCCUGUCAACUCUGGGGCUACAACAACAAUAUUGACAUUUUAGCAUUACAUAAAUUGUCAGAAACUGGUGCAAAUUGUUGAAUUUUAGAUUGAACAGUUUGUAGAAUGGCGGCCUUAAUCAGGAAUCUGGGUGCCCGAGCCGCAGUCGCCGCUCUGUCGGCCAAACAUGUGGUGCCCGCUGCAGGACUAAGUGCCCUCCGGAUGAACAGCACGGCGCCCGUAGAUCCUAAGAGGGCGGAUAAGCCCACUGUCCGGCAGCCGGAUGCAGUUGCUCGCUCGCAUCUCUCUGAUUUUGGACGCUACGUGGCCGAGUGUCUGCCCAAGUACGUGCAGAAGGUCCAACUGACCGCUGGCGAUGAGCUGGAGGUUCUCAUUGCUCCCGAUGGCGUGGUGCCGGUGCUGCAGUUCCUCAAGGAUCACCACCAGGCGCAGUUCACCAACCUGAUCGAUAUUGCCGGCGUGGAUGUCCCCUGCCGCAAGAACCGCUUUGAGGUGGUCUACAAUCUCUUGUCGCUGCGUUAUAACUCCAGAGUUCGCGUGAAGACCUACACCGAUGAGCUUACUCCAUUGGAUUCGGUGUGCGAGGUGCACAAGGCGGCCAACUGGUAUGAGCGUGAGAUCUGGGACAUGUACGGCGUGUUCUUUGCCAACCACCCCGAUUUGCGUCGCAUCUUGACCGAUUACGGAUUCGAGGGGCAUCCCCAGCGACGCGACUUUCCCUUGUCCGGCUAUGUGGAGCUGCGCUACGAUGACGAGAAGAAACGCGUCGUCUGCGAGCCCUUGGAAUUGGCCCAAGAGUUCCGGAAGUUCGACCUGUCGGCUCCGUGGGAGCAGUUCCCCAACUUCCGCAACGCAAAUCCGCCCGCCGAGGUCGUUCCCACACAGCCAGCUCCGGCCAAGAAGUAAUCCCCCAAGUCGGUUUGUUAAAUGGUAAUUAGAUCAAUAAAACGAGAUCAUUAUGAGAUAUGAUAAACAAAAAAAAGGGAA
Messenger RNA from Drosophila gunungcola (fruit fly), 987 nucleotides. RefSeq names its product NADH dehydrogenase [ubiquinone] iron-sulfur protein 3, mitochondrial (gene ND-30). The transcript is spliced from 3 exons. Gene Ontology annotation, molecular function: NADH dehydrogenase (ubiquinone) activity. Bases 106 to 906 code for a protein of 266 amino acids. The record is from RefSeq and is a predicted model, not a curated record. NCBI's taxonomy places the organism in Eukaryota, Metazoa, Arthropoda, Insecta, Diptera, Drosophilidae.